Aegilops tauschii subsp. strangulata is the source of this 1662-nucleotide messenger RNA. The record is from RefSeq and is a predicted model, not a curated record. NCBI's taxonomy places the organism in Eukaryota, Viridiplantae, Streptophyta, Magnoliopsida, Poales, Poaceae.
AUGGCAGAAUUUGAUCCUGUAAUGCAAGAGCAUCUUCGGCGCAUUAAGAAUAGUGAAAUCCAUCAUCAUUAUCUUGGCCAUAAUAUUCAGAAUGAGUUAAUUUCCCUUCUUGGUCGCACUGUUAAAUAUUCUCUGUUGAGGAUAAUUAAGGAUGCAAGGUAUUUCUCUGUCAUCUUGGACUGUACACCUGACGUGAGCCAUCAAGAACAAAUGACUCUAAUUGUGAGGUGCGUAAACAUGUCAAGUACUACUACAAAAAUAGAGGAGUUUUUUCUGGAGUUCUUGAAGGUGGAUGAUACAUCCGGACUUGGACUUUAUAAUGUGUUAAUAGAUUCACUUAAAUCUGUUGGUUUGGAUGUUAAAGAUGUUCAUGGACAAGGGUAUGACAAUGGUUCGAACAUGAAGGGAAAACACCAAGGGGUACAGAGCAGACUACUUGAAACUAAUCCAAGAGCAUUAUUCAUGCCAUGCUCUUGUCAUAGCCUGAACCUUACUCUUAGUGAUAUGGCAAAAUCUUGCGGUAAAGUUGUUACCUUCUUUGGUGUUGUGCAAAGAAUUUAUAUAUUGUUUUCAAGCUCUACUAAAAGAUGGCAGCUAUUGCUUGAUCAUGUUCCAAAAAUGACAGUUAAGUCUUUGUGUGACACUCGAUGGGAGAGUCAAAUAAAGAGUGUUCAGGCUAUCAGAUAUCAAGCAUCCGUGUUAAGAAAAGCAUUACUGGAAUUGAAGAGAACUUCUACCGAUGACGCCAAGACUAAGAGCGACGCAAAAUCUUUGGCUAGCGCACUUGAGAAAUUUGAAUUUUUACUUGGCAUGGUCAUUUGGCAUGACAUUUUGUUCACUGUAAACAUGGUGAGUAAGAAGUUGCAGUCUAAGUUUGUGUGCAUUGAUGUUACUCUUAAACAGAUUGAAGGUGCCAUCUCAUAUUUUAAGAAGUACAGAAAUGACGGCUUUGCAACUAGUCUGGAUAUUGCGAGAUCUAUUGCAAUUGACAUGGGUGUACAACCUUUGUUUCCUGUCAAGAGACGUAUUACUAGAAAAAGACAGUUUGAUGAAAUUAGUGGCAAUGACGAAAAUAACCAGAAUGAAGAAACGCAAGCAAGUGAGGUGGAAUCAUUUAGAGUUAAAUACUUUUUGGUGAUGAUUGAUGUUGCAAUUGCUUCCCUAACUACUAGAUUUGAGGAACUGAAGACAUUUGGGAGCAUAUUUGGUUUCUUGUUCAACUCGAAAGAGUUGAAGUCCUUGGGUGAUAAUGAUCUAAGAAGAUGUUGCACUAAUUUUGUCAACAAAUUCACUCAUGGUAAGUCAGCAGAUGUCGAUCUAGAUGAUUUCGUUUCUGAACUAAAAGUACUGCAGAUGACAUUGCCAAACACAUUCAUGUCAGCGGAUCAGAUAUUUGAGUUUGUUAGAGAUGCGGAUUGUUAUCUAAAUGUCUCAAUUGCUUAUCGUAUCCUUUUGACCGUACCUGUGACUGUUGCAUCAGCUGAAAGGAGUUUCUCAAAAUUGAAACUAUUGAAAAAUUAUUUGAGGUCAACGAUGUCUCAAGAAAGAUUGAAUGGAUUGGCCAUGUGCUGCAUUGAGAAGAAUAUGCUGGAUAGUAUUGAUCUUGACACUCUCAUUGAUGAUUUUGCGUCAAAAAAUGCACGAAAGUCUCGUUUCACAUGA